AUGGAAGGCGUUGGGGCUCGCGUUAUCAGAGGGCCCGAUUGGAAGUGGGGCAAACAGGUUGACUGGCAAUGGGAAGAUCAAGAUGGUGGCAAUGGAAGAAGAGGGAAGGUCAAUGAGGUUCAGGACUGGUCAGCUGCCAGUCCUCGUUCUGCUGCUUAUGUUGUGUGGGAUAAUGGGACCAAGAAUCUUUAUAGGGUAGUAAAUGAUGUGAAAGGACAAAAUGUAUAUAAAGAACAUCUGCCACUUUUGGGAGAACUUGGACCGGGACGUACUGGACCUCAUGGGCUACAAGUUGGUGAUCAAGUGAAUGUUGAUCUGGAUUUAGAAAUAGUGCAGUCACUACAGCACGGACAUGGUGGUUGGACCGAUGGAAUGUUUGAGUGUUUGGGGUCCACUGGAACUGUAGUGGGCAUAGAUGAAGACCAUGAUAUAGCGGCUGCACAAAACGGGCACGUUGAAGUGAUCCGCAUGCUCGUAGAAAUGGGUGCGGAAGUAGACGCCGAAGACCGCGACGGCGAUCGCGCCGUUCAUCACGCAGCUUUCGGCGACGAACCGGCUGCUUUACGGGCUCUUGCUGCUGCCGGCGCUGAUCUGAACGCAAGGAACCGAAGCCGCCAGACGCCGUUGCAUAUUGCUGUGAACAAAGGUCACUUGGGCGUCGUCAGGACACUGCUGCAACUCGGCGUCCACCCCAGUCUCCAGGUUAGUGAACGAUACGCUCUCUUUGUUUACAUAGGUAGUAAUAACCUACGAUCUAAACUCAUAGAACUGAAGACGCCUGACGCCGUUGCAUACGCUACGCUUCUGAAACUGGGCGUCCACCCUAGUCCUCGGGUGUUCAUUAUCAGCCCUAAGCCUCAGAACUUUCUCCGUGGUCGUGCGAGCGGCGAGGAUGUAGACCACUUCGUCGACAACGUUAGCUGCGUCAAUCAGCGCCUUGUGUCAUAUGCCCCUCACAUGUUUGAUCUUAGUCUCCCUAAUCUUCUUCAGCUCCGUUUGGCCUCUCCUUGA
This is a messenger RNA of Chilo suppressalis (striped riceborer), 1011 nucleotides long. Lineage: Eukaryota; Metazoa; Arthropoda; Insecta; Lepidoptera; Crambidae. The record is from the annotation of a GenBank genome assembly.